AUGGGACAGAAAGAUUUCCCGGAAUUGUCGCAAGACCAGCUUGAAAAAGUGGUUUCAGAUGUGACCCAGUACGGCUUAUCAGCAGGAUUGGUGAUGUAUCCACCAGCUCCAUUUUCCAAGUAUGCUCCAACACUGGCGCCUAUAACUAUCUUUCCCACGCCUUUUCCACGUAAGCAAUUUGAAAAGAGUUUGGCAAUUGAAAAAACAUAUAACAAGCUUUAUGCAGGAGUGGUUUCCGAGUACAAAUGGUUGACUCAUAUUCUCAAGGACUUGGCCGUUCACGAUAAAGAUUUCACUGGAAAGCUAUGGGAUUGCUAUCUGCAGGCGUUGUCGAAUGGAAUCGUUCAAGACGUUUCGCUGGCAUUGGUGAGAUCUGAUUACAUGUACGACGAACUUUUGAAUGAAAUAAAGCAGGUCGAGUUCAACACUGUGAGUGUGUCCUUUGGUGGGUUGAGUCCAAAAGUAGGUCGUGCUCAUAACUAUCUAAACAAGGUUGGCCUAUACGGACAGAUUUCAAACGAGGCCUACUACAGGGAUGACGAGCUUCCUGUCAGUGAGAGUGAUGAAAACUUGGCCAAGGGUUUGUACUCCGGCGUCAAAUACUACAAUGACAAGUAUUUAUCUGGAGAAAACAAGUCGAUCGUUUUAAUGGUGGUUCAGCCCGCUGAGCGAAAUGCGUUUGAUCAAAGAGCAAUCGAGUACCACUUGCUAUUCAAAUACAAUACGGUCUGCAAAAGAGUGGAUUUGCCAGACGUUUUGUCAUCGACAGAGAUAAAGUACCACGACAAAAACAGGCUAUUUUAUCAAGGUUGUGAGGUAUCGGUUGUUUAUUACCGAUCUGCCUAUGGACCCUCCGAGUUCGAAAUGCCUGAAACCUGGAAAUCUAGAACCACAUUGGAGUGCACUCUAGCUGUCAAGUGCCCUUCUUUGUUGACUCAAUUGAGUGGCUCCAAAAAAGUCCAGCAGUUGCUGACCAGCAAAACUGUGUUGGCGCAGUUUUUGGACAACAAAGAAAUAGCUGAGAUCCACGACACCUUUUGCAAGAUCUAUCCUCUUGAUGACUCUGAAGAUGGAAAGUUAGCGAAGGAACUAGCGUUUUCAAGACCUCAAGACUUUGUGUUGAAGCCUCAAAGAGAGGGAGGCGGAAAUAAUAUCUACAAAGAAGAUAUUCCAGUGUUUUUGAAAAAUCUUCCAGAAGCUGACUGGGAAGCUUAUAUUCUGAUGGAAUUGAUACAUCCUAAGAAUCACAAAAACCUCAUUCUUAGAAAUGGAGAAAUAUUAGACGAUGGAAUAGUGUCAGAGCUAGGUAUUUUUGGCAGCUAUUUGUUUGAUGAAAAGUCCGGAAAGGUUUUAGAUAACCAAGUUUUAGGCCAUUUACUUAGAUCCAAAACUAGCUCAAGUAACGAAGGCGGUGUGGCGGCUGGUUACGGUUGUGUGGAUAAUUUAUAUUUAUACUGA
Molecule: messenger RNA, 1458 nt
Organism: Pichia membranifaciens NRRL Y-2026
Lineage: Eukaryota; Fungi; Ascomycota; Pichiomycetes; Pichiales; Pichiaceae
Exons: 1
Coding region: 1-1458 (485 amino acids)
Biological process (GO): glutathione biosynthetic process
Cellular component (GO): cytosol
Molecular function (GO): glutathione binding; ATP binding; glutathione synthase activity
Source: RefSeq, a predicted model, not a curated record